Molecule: messenger RNA, 2385 nt
Organism: Dichotomopilus funicola
Lineage: Eukaryota; Fungi; Ascomycota; Sordariomycetes; Sordariales; Chaetomiaceae
Product: phosphoribosylglycinamide synthetase
Exons: 1
Coding region: 1-2385 (794 amino acids)
Biological process (GO): 'de novo' IMP biosynthetic process; adenine biosynthetic process
Cellular component (GO): cytosol
Molecular function (GO): phosphoribosylamine-glycine ligase activity; ATP binding; phosphoribosylformylglycinamidine cyclo-ligase activity
Source: RefSeq, a predicted model, not a curated record
AUGUCGUCGUCCCUGCGCAUCCUCCUCAUCGGCAACGGCGGUCGCGAGCACGCGCUUGCGUGGAAACUCGCACAGUCGCCGCUGGUCGAGUCCAUCAUUGCCGUCCCCGGAAACGGAGGCACGGCUGGUGUCCCCAAGGUCGUCAACAGCUCGGCCGUGGCCGCCGACGAUUACCCGGGUCUCGUCGAGCUCGCGCGCAAGAAUGCCGUCAACCUCGUGGUGCCCGGCCCUGAGGCGCCCCUCGUUGACGGCGUCGAAGGUUUCUUCCGUGACGCUGGCAUCCCCGUCUUUGGCCCGUCCAAGGAGGCUGCGCGCAUGGAGGGCAGCAAGACCUUCUCCAAGGACUUCAUGAAGAAGCACAACAUUCCGACCGCCGCGUACGAGAACUUCUCCGACUUCGAGGCUGCCAGCCGGUACAUCCAGUCCGUGAACCACAAUGUGGUCAUCAAGGCCACUGGUUUAGCGGCCGGCAAGGGCGUGCUCAUCCCGCAGACAAAGGAGGAAGCCCUGCAGGGGCUCAAGGAGAUCAUGCAGGACAAGUCCUUUGGCUCGGCCGGUGAUGAGGUCGUCAUCGAGGAGUUUCUGGUCGGCGACGAGCUGAGCAUCCUGUCGUUCUGCGACGGCACGACCAUCAAGUCGCUACCUGCCGCUCAGGACCACAAGCGUAUUGGAGACGGCGACACCGGCCUUAACACGGGCGGCAUGGGCUGCUACGCCCCGACCCAGCUGGCGACACCGCAGCUGAUUGCUCGCGUCGAGCGCGAGAUCCUCCAGCCCACCAUCGACGGCAUGCGCAAGGACGGCUUUCCCUUCCGCGGCUGCCUCUUCACGGGUCUAAUGAUCGCGCCCGACGGCACCCCCAAAACGCUCGAGUACAACGUUCGUUUCGGAGAUCCGGAGACCCAGACGGUUCUUCCCCUGCUUGAGUCAGACCUGGCCAAGAUCAUGUACGCCUGCGCCGGUCCCGUGCCGUAUCUCGAGGACAUCCAGAUCAAGGUGUCGUCCAAGUUCAGCACCACCGUGGUUGUCGCGGCGCCGGGGUACCCCGAGUCGUACCCCAAGAACAUCCCGAUGCAGGUCGCGGAUGCGCCCGAGGGCAUCAAUAUCUUCCACGCCGGGACCAAGCUCUCGGACGGCUCGCUGUUCACCUCGGGCGGCCGUGUCAUUGCGGCCACCGCGCAGGGCAACUCCCUCCGUGAGGCGGUCGACAAGGCGUACGAGGGCGUCAAGCUCAUCAACUUUGACCGCAUGUACUACCGCCGGGACAUUGCGCACCGUGCGUUCCGCGCAGCCGAAGCGGCCUCCGCCGACGGCAAGCUCACGUACGCGCAGUCCGGUGUGAGCAUCGACGCCGGCAACGAGCUCGUCAGCCGCAUCAAGGCCGCCGUCGCGACCACCCGCCGGCCCGGCGCAGACGCCAUCAUCGGCGGCUUCGGCGGCGAGGUUGACCUCUCGGCUGCCGGCCACCCUGGAGCGCCCAUCAUCGUCGGUGCCAUCGACGGCGUCGGCACCAAGCUCAUCAUCGCGCAAAAGAUGAACAAGCACGACACGGUCGGCAUCGACCUCGUCGCCAUGAACGUCAACGACCUCGUAGUCCAGGGCGCUGAGCCGUUCAUGUUUCUCGACUACUACGGCUGCUCGCGCCUCGACGUCUCCGUAGCCACCUCCUUCGUCGAGGGCGUCGCCAAGGGCUGUCUCGCAGCCGGCUGCGCGCUCGUCGGCGGCGAGACGGCCGAGAUGCCAGACCUCUACACCGGCGACGACUACGACGCUGCGGGCGCAGCCAUCGGCGUCAUGCGGGCACCCCAGCGCCUCCCCCGCCGCGACGCCAUGGUCGAAGGCGACGUCCUCCUCGGCCUCGCCUCAUCCGGCGUCCACUCGAACGGCUUCUCCCUCGUCCGCCGCAUCAUCGCUUCCCGCGGUUUGCAGUACACCGACCCUUGCCCGUGGAGCACCAGCAGUCCCCCGCAAACCGUCGGCGACGCCCUCCUAACCCCGACCCGCAUCUACGUCAAACCCCUCCUCACGGCUCUCUCCAACGUCCCCAACGCCAUCAAAGGCAUGGCGCACAUUACGGGCGGCGGCCUAACCGAAAACAUCCCACGCAUGCUACCGCCCCAUCUCUCUGGCGAAGUAGACAUUGGCAGCUGGGACGUGCCGGCUGUAUUCAACUGGUUGGGCCAGUUGGUCGAGCCGGCCGAGAUGGCGCGGGCGUUCAAUAACGGAUUGGGGAUGGUAUUGGCCGUGGACGCGGCGCGGGCCGAGGAGGUCGCGGCGGUGUUGAAGAAGGAGGGGGAGACGGUUUGGACGGUGGGACGGUUGGUGACGAGGGAGACGGAGGGGUGUGUAUUGAAGGGGUUGGAGAAGUGGGCGGGGCGGAAGUGA